CUGUCUCAAUUUCCUUUUAUUUGUUUUACAUUCACGUUAUCGUGCGGUUGCUCGAGUGAGAAGAUAAUUAUUCACCGUCGACGCAUCAUCAAAACGCAAGACUAUUUCUCGUAUUAUCGUUACGGUAUUAUAAUUUUCGUCAGAACCUCGAUAAAUUUUGAAUUAAUUAUAAUCGUUUGAUUGAAAAAGUGAACAUCUUUAAAUCGAGCGUUAAGAGCAGUAAUUGUCUGCUGAUUACAGGUAGUUAGCCUUGGUCUCAAAAGGACGUUGCGAAAGUCGUAUUACUAAUUUUAGAAUUUCAAUAAAGAUUUUCCAUAGUAUUGGUUUACAAAGCUGCACGCUUGAUUUCUCUUUUAAAUUCUGCACAAGUAGUUCGUUGUCGGAAUCGACUGGACGUGUUUUAAAGAAGCAUAAGUCGACUUUAAGUAAAAAAAAUAAUUUUAAAAAAUGUCGGAAACAUUUUUAUACUUUGCCUACGGUAGCAACAUGCUUGCCAAGAGAAUUCAUUAUAAAAAUCCAACAGCUGUUCAAAAAUACAUCGGAAAAUUGAAGGACCAUCGACUUGAUUUCAACCUGUUUACAAAACGGUGGGAAGGAUGCGUUGCGACGAUUGUUCCUACUCCAGGCUGCGAGGUUUGGGGAGUAGUUUGGGAAAUUGAUAUAAGCAGUUCAGCUGCAUUGGACGAACAAGAAGGAGUUCACGAUAACAUAUACUUUUCAAAAACUGUUGAUAUUGAAACCAGUACUGGAGAAACUAUCAGUUGUAAAGUUUACCAACAAUGCCAGGUUCCAGAGAACUAUAUUGAACCAAGUCAAUUGCCUCCUGAAAGGCAACCUUCCUUUGUCUAUCAUAACAUCAUCCUAACUGGAGCCCAAGAUCAUGGUAUUCCCGAGGAAUAUAUUAAAUAUAUUAAGUCUUUUCCUCAUAAUGGCUAUGCUGGUGAAACGCAAGUAGACCUAUCUCUGACCGAAAAAUAAACUUGGUGAUUUUUCUGCCUUGGACAUGCUUCUUGAACUUGGGGUCCUUCGUGACUACCUCCAGAAUAUCAUUCUCCGUCAUUACGUCCAGUUGUCCGCGCGGAAUUCGCAAAGUUGUGAAAUCUUUGCUGUUCACCUGUAAAAAACGCCAUAAAGUUGUAACUCGAUUUCUUUGAAUAAAAAGAAAAAUAUGUU
Nasonia vitripennis (jewel wasp) is the source of this 1173-nucleotide messenger RNA. Its product is annotated as gamma-glutamylcyclotransferase. Gene Ontology annotation, molecular function: gamma-glutamylcyclotransferase activity. The coding region runs from base 448 to 978 and encodes 176 amino acids. The transcript has 4 exons. NCBI's taxonomy places the organism in Eukaryota, Metazoa, Arthropoda, Insecta, Hymenoptera, Pteromalidae. The record is from RefSeq and is a predicted model, not a curated record.